AUGGCGCUGCUUCUGAAAGUGCAGAGCUGGGUGCAGCUACAGCGAGUGGUGCUGCGGUUCUUGAAGCAUGGAAAAGUCGAGUUAGAGAACCCAGAAGCUGCGGUACAUCACAAGCUCGAAAGCGCUGAAGUAGCAAGGAAGCCGAGCGCAAAGCUGAAAGCUGAAAGACUAAGGACCAAAAAUAACACCACGGCUACCACUAUUGCGGUGGCCGUCGCAUGGCAUGCCAAGGAGGAGAACGAAAUGAACGAGCCUGAAGCCUCCAACAAGACUGCUGAAGAAGAGAAAGCUAAUGACGCAGUCCUGGGUGAUGCUACCCUGUCCGCUGGUGCCAAGACUUGCAUAAGGUCGCCGAAAACGUGA
Tilletiaria anomala UBC 951 is the source of this 363-nucleotide messenger RNA. RefSeq lists its product as uncharacterized. The transcript has 2 exons. Bases 1 to 363 code for a protein of 120 amino acids. The record is from RefSeq and is a predicted model, not a curated record. NCBI's taxonomy places the organism in Eukaryota, Fungi, Basidiomycota, Exobasidiomycetes, Georgefischeriales, Tilletiariaceae.